AUGGAGUCACGUGACAGUUUCCGAGUGAAAGCGGCGGUGGUUCAUGAAAGCUCCGGUUUUCAGCCAAAUGGGCAAGCCCCAAUAUCUUCUACAGACAAAGGAUUUACGAGUGGCGGUGGCAUUGAUGUAGCAACUUUUACACCUCCAAGGAAGCUAACAACACAUGAGAUUCCUCGAAUUGUUGAUGAUUUCAGAGUUGCUGCAAGAAAUGCUAUUGAAGCUGGUUUUGAUGGAGUUGAGAUUCAUGGGGCUCAUGGCUAUCUAAUCGACCAAUUUAUGAAAGAUGGAGUAAAUGACAGAACAGAUGAGUAUGGUGGUUCUCUUGAGAACCGUUGCAGAUUUGCUUUAGAAGUAGCUGAUGUUGUUGUGAAGGAGAUCGGAGCGGAUAAAGUUGGUAUACGAUUAUCGCCAUUUGUAGACUGCAUACAGUCGGGUGACUCAAAUCCAGAAGAAUUAGGUCUUUACAUGGCUGAAUCUUUGAAUAAGUAUAAGAUUCUUUAUUGCCAUAUGGUGGAGCCAAGGAUGAAAUAUCUAGCCAUCUUGGAUAAAGGGAUGGAGUUGUUUCCCUUAAUCAUCUCGCGUGCGAAAACGCUUCAAGUCAUCACUUCUGGUGUUAAUGACACGCCGAAUGCUUCCCUACAGCUGAUGUAUGCUGAACUGCAAAUGCUGUCCCCACUUGUGCCGACUAGAGAAAUUUAUUUCCUUCGUUAUUGUGCGCGAAAUUCAGCCGAUGGAAGUUGGGCAAUCGUUGAUUUCCCGCUAGACAGCUUUCACGAGACAUUCCAGCCAUCACUUAUAGAACAGGAUGAUGGUGAUAAAAGUAUUGAUAGUAUUUCUUAUGGUGCAUUAUUUAAUCCAUACAAGUCUAAUCUUCAACGUGAAUUUAGUGAAGAGGAUCAGAAGUUUGAGACUCAAAGGAAGAGAUCCAAGAUACUCUCUGAAUGGAAAUGGAGUAAGGUUAUUAAUUUAGAUGAUUCUGAGGACAAGGACAAAGAAGAGGACUAG
Messenger RNA from Helianthus annuus (common sunflower), 1005 nucleotides. RefSeq names its product flavin oxidoreductase hxnT. Gene Ontology annotation, molecular function: FMN binding; oxidoreductase activity; lipid binding. The transcript has 7 exons. The record is from RefSeq and is a predicted model, not a curated record. Lineage: Eukaryota; Viridiplantae; Streptophyta; Magnoliopsida; Asterales; Asteraceae. The coding region runs from base 1 to 1005 and encodes 334 amino acids.